AUGACCGCGCGGUCCCCGAACGGCCGGUUCAAGGCCGGCGCGCGGGCGAUCGUUGCGGCGGGCGGCGUCCUCUUGAGGAUCGAGGUCCACGGCAAGAACAUGUUCUAUCGGAGGCGCCUCCGGAUUCGAGACAUAGAGCAGAUCAUCGAUUCCCAGACUGACGAAACCAACUCCCAGCUAGAGGGUAAUGGCGACAUUCCACUUCGUGCAACGCGCGGCACGGUGGCGGACCUCUUCGGCCGCAAGGGCGCCACGCCGUCGCUUGCAGUGCACGUGCACUUCGGCAUGGCUGGUGCCUUUGCGGUCUACAGGGGCGAGGAGCCGGAGACGACGGCCACCACGCGGCUGCGCUUGGAGACCGCGGACAGCGGACCGAAGCUCGUGGCUCACCUCUCUGCCAUGACGACCACUUACGGGACGCCGACCAAGCUCUACGAGCCCUUGAGGGUCAAGCUCGGCCAGGACCCCCUGCGGAAGGACGCGGAUCCCGAGCGCUUCGUUGCGAGCUGCGCCGCGGCGGCGAAGCCGAUCGGAGGCGUGCUCAUGGACCAGACCGUCGCUGCCGGGGUGGGCAACAUAUACCGGACCGAGGUGCUCUACGAGGCUGGCAUCCAUCCCAACCAGCCGGCCAACACCCUCACGCGGAACGAGGCCCUGAAGCUCUGGGCGGUGACCGUCAAGCAGAUGCAGGCUGGCUUCAGGACCGGGUCGAUCUGGGGCCACAAGCCCGGGGCCGCCUGCUACGGCCGGAGCACCUCGGCGUGCGGCGGGAAGGUCAAGAGCUGGGCCAUGAGCGGGCGCACCGUCUUCGCCUGCGCGAAGAAGCAGCGCCUGGCCGCCAAGCGGCCUGUCGCCGUCGCACCCGCGGCGAGGGCCGGUCUGCCGAGUGGCAAGGUGGUGUCUGCCGCCAGGGCGGAGUCCAGGAAGAGGAAGACUGGCGAGGGCCUCGGCGUUCAGCACGUGGCCCUCAAGGAAGGACGACGCCACCCGCGCAGCGGCCUUGGCGGCUGCACGGCGGCGGCCCAAGGCCCACGGCGCCGCCGCGCGCGGGCGGGUCGCACGCGCCUCCGCGCCCGGCGGCGGGGCCAAGAGGCGGCGCACCAGGACGACAGCGACGGCCAGCGCCUCCAGCCGUGUUCUGUGAGCAAUCCUGGAUCAAGUUUUCAUCAUCGAUUUUCUGGUCUUCUCCCUGGCGGGCUGCUGCCGCCGUCGGCGGAGAGGCGCCUCGAGAGCGCCCGGCAGUCCGCCAUGGGAGACCGUAGGAAGCUUUGGGGCAAUCAUGCAUGAUUGCAUUUCUCGCACCUGCCGUGCCUCGGCCUCUGGCUUGCGAUAGUGAUCGCUGGCUCGCUCUACAAUAGCCAAAGAUGAGGCGCGCGAGAGGAGCAG
This is a messenger RNA of Prorocentrum cordatum, 1386 nucleotides long. NCBI's taxonomy places the organism in Eukaryota, Dinophyceae, Prorocentrales, Prorocentraceae. The record is from the annotation of a GenBank genome assembly.